Priapulus caudatus is the source of this 892-nucleotide messenger RNA. RefSeq names its product serine/threonine-protein kinase LMTK1-like. Bases 104 to 640 code for a protein of 178 amino acids. Gene Ontology annotation, molecular function: protein kinase activity. Gene Ontology annotation, biological process: protein phosphorylation. The transcript is spliced from 6 exons. The record is from RefSeq and is a predicted model, not a curated record. Lineage: Eukaryota; Metazoa; Priapulida; Priapulimorpha; Priapulimorphida; Priapulidae.
UGUGCGCCGGAAACUCUCAGGCUGCUCCGAGUAUAUCGUGGAGGCGGGGGAGGUGACGAAGGAAGCCAAUGUGUGGUCGUUUGGCGUGCUGCUAUGGGAGCUGAUGGAGUUUGUGAGCCAGCCUUACUCCCUCCUCUCCAACUCAGAGGUCAUCCAGAAAGUCAUCGUAGAGAAGUCCUACAAGCUGCCCAUCCUACAGAGACAGAGCACGCACAGCAACAAAGUGUACGAGGUCAUGCAGCGGUGCUGCCGCCGCCCCGACCGGCGGCCAUCGAUGAAGCAGGUGCACGACGCCCUCCAUUUCCUGCACACGCACCGCGACAUGAUCGACAACAGCAGCAGCGGUGGCGGCGACUUUGACUCCAGGUGGCGCCGGCUGCUAGCGCACAUCGCGGCCGACGCAGGCUCGCCGUUCGAGGACGAGCGCCGGCCCGCGAAGCCGCCGAGGUCAAAUGUCAACAAGGCGGACAUGCGAUUCGAGUCGAACUUUGUGCCUCCGGCGGACGAGCAGAACAAUCGCUUCGAGGAUAACUUCGUCGUCACGGCGACGAGGCGAAACCAGCCAGCAGCAAAGCAGCUGGCACUGAGCAGGCCUGAUGUAGAUCGUUCAUCGACCAAGAGGGCAGCACUUACAGCGUAGAGUCGGCACGCAGCGGCGGCGGCGGCGGUAGCGAGGUCAACAUGGUGCUAGAGAUAUCCACUCAGCAGCGCAGGCAGCAGCAGCUAGCAAGCAGACGGCCGACACAGACGCCACGAUCGUCCGACUCCUCCGUGCUGAGGUACGACUCGGUCAGCGUGAACCUGGAGGAGGAGGGGGAGGAGGGCGGCGCACUGCCGCGCACCAAGAGCGGCUCCUCCGAUCCUCUCGGCGUCUCCCGGCACGUGACGAAGC